UCCAGAGCAGAGCAACGGGAUCUGUUGGUCCAGUUUAUAUACUGUCUAUACUCAUGAACCUUCUUCCCCCUCCAUGACUUCCCCAGCCCCGCCAACGCUAAUUUAAUCAUUUUAAGCCUACUAUCAUUGAACCAUUAAUAUUACGUAGGCUAGUAUUUUAUCAGCUUUUGUAAUUAAAAUACAACAUUGUUCUUUUAAUAGCUUAAUUGUUGUCUAUUUUACCUAACGUUAGGCCUACUGUAGGCUAUUUGUUAAACUUUUUUUUUUUUUUAUCCUUAAACAUUUAAAUCGUGUAGCCUGGCCUAGUCUUGGGAGCAAUCCUUGUCUCUCUUGUGGCAGUGCCAACUGUAUUGAAUCUGUGGGGUUAAGCUGGUUGUUUCACUUUAAUGUGAAGUUAAAGGGAACCACAUUAUAGGUACUUGGGCAGUUAAUAAGGGGCAUGGAAGGUUGCUGCUCGUCCACCUGAUGCUACAGGAGCUGGAAACACGAUCCUCACUGCAACGGGGCUGCGUCCUGCAUCCAGACAUUACGGUAGGAGGGUCCUCCUCAGGUGAAGGUACAGGGGAUGAAAUGGGACGCGUCAGGAGCCACCACGAGAGGAAAGGGCAUGUAGCCUACCCUAUAGGCUGAAUUAUUUCAUGAGCCAACGGGCACAGGUAUGGAUGUGAGAGAUCGAAAGGAAUGUUAAGGACAUCUAUGGAGCUGUGCGGUCCCAACAUGAGUGAGACUGGAGGCUCUCUCUGCCAGAUGAAGCCGCUUCCCUGCCACAGUGUCCCCCUUUGUCGCCUGCAGGCCAGCGGGCACCACAUGCGCAACUUCCCUCACCAGCCAUGGCUCAACCACCCGGCCCCGGCCGUGACCUCCAGCCCGGCCGUGGCCACCCGCCACAGGGUAAGUGGAGCCGUGACAGCCAGCUGCAGCAACCCAGAGUGUGUGGUCUCCAGACUGGGAGAGGAGGCCGCACUGGCACCACGCGUCUCCACAGGGAAGGUCAUGGUGACAGGAGGAGGGGGAUACUUCGGGUUCAGGCUAGCGAGAGAACUGGCCAGUCAGGGGAUGUCAGUGAUCCUUGUGGACAUUAACAAGCCUCCCUGUGAUAUCCCUGAUGGAGCGAUCUUCUAUCAGAGUGACAUCCGGGACUAUUCUUCCCUCUAUAAGGUGUGUGAAGGGGUCGACUGUAUAUUCCACACAGCGUCUUACGGCAUGUCUGGACCAGAACAGCUGAAGAAAGAGCAGGUGGAGUCAGUCAAUGUUGAAGGGACCAAUAAUGUCAUAAACGUGUGUAAGGAGAGGAGCAUCCCCAGGCUUGUGUACACCAGUACCAUCAAUGUGGUGUUUGCUGGGAAACCAAUUGAGGAGGGUGAUGAGGUCUCAGUGCCGUAUGUGCCCCCCGACGUACACAUCGACCACUACUCCAGAACCAAAGCGAUUGCAGAGCAGAUGGUCCUCUCUGCCAACGGGUCCUCCCUGAAAGGUGGAGGCCUCGGGCUUCGGACCUGCGUUCUGCGGCCCUGUGGCAUCUACGGACCAGAGGAGAGGAGACACCUCCACAGAGUGAUGGUGAAUGUGGAGCGCCGGCUGUUCAGUUUUAGGUUUGGUGACCCCCGGGCCAGGAUGAACUGGGUACAUGUAAAUAACCUGGUUCUGGCCCACACGCUGGCAGCUGAGGCUCUCACACUGCAGAGGAGCUGUGUUGCUAGUGGACAGGCCUAUUUCAUUAAUGAUGGAGUUUCAGUCAAUCUGUUUGAGUGGUUAACACCUUUGUUUGAAAAGCUGGGCUACAGCCGACCGUUGAUAAACCUGCCUGUUUCACUGGUCUAUUUAGCAGCUAUCCUGGUUGAAUAUUUGCAUGUAGUUCUGAGACCUGUGAUGGAAGUGCCUCUCCUCUUUACCAGAAGUGAGGUGAGGAGCAUAGCUGUGAGCCACACCUUCAAGAUUGACAAGGCCCGUCAAGAGCUGGGUUACUGUCCAAAGCCCUACAGCCUAACGGACUCUGUGGAGCAGUACCUGAAGUCCAGACAGCCUCGCUCCAGCUUGGCUCUUUUCAGCCUCUCCUGGACUUCCCAGCAGCCUCAACACCUCCUCCUGCUGCUGCUGAUGGGCCUCAGCCUGUUGCUACUGAUGCUAUCCUGCAUAUUCUGUCAGAACUAAACUAUACUCACUGGAAAAGUACUGGAUGGACAGCUGCUCAAUAAGCUGUUUCAAAUUUGUUUGGAAUUUAAAUGGUUGAUGGUGUAUUCUCACCACAUGUUUCUUAUUAAUGAAUCCCAACAGAUGCAAUAAAAUAUGCCCUAAAAUAAGUCUUCAAAAUGUCAGGUUAUAUAAUAAUUUGUUCCACCUUCUUGAUGUUGGUAUAUAUCUGUCUGAUUUCCAAAUGAUGAAAACUGAGUUGUGUGAAUGUUAUUGAUUUAUCUACAGUUU
Perca flavescens (yellow perch) is the source of this 2421-nucleotide messenger RNA. It is a transcript of the gene sdr42e2, whose product is annotated as short chain dehydrogenase/reductase family 42E, member 2. Bases 682 to 2151 code for a protein of 489 amino acids. The record is from RefSeq and is a predicted model, not a curated record. The transcript has 12 exons. Gene Ontology annotation, molecular function: oxidoreductase activity, acting on the CH-OH group of donors, NAD or NADP as acceptor. Gene Ontology annotation, biological process: steroid biosynthetic process. Lineage: Eukaryota; Metazoa; Chordata; Actinopteri; Perciformes; Percidae.